Messenger RNA from Dichotomopilus funicola, 1383 nucleotides. RefSeq lists its product as uncharacterized. The transcript is spliced from 2 exons. Gene Ontology annotation, molecular function: ubiquitin protein ligase binding; protein-macromolecule adaptor activity. Bases 1 to 1383 code for a protein of 460 amino acids. Gene Ontology annotation, biological process: ubiquitin-dependent endocytosis. The record is from RefSeq and is a predicted model, not a curated record. NCBI's taxonomy places the organism in Eukaryota, Fungi, Ascomycota, Sordariomycetes, Sordariales, Chaetomiaceae. Gene Ontology annotation, cellular component: cytosol; cytoplasm; plasma membrane.
AUGGCCGACUCCCGAGCGAUCACACCUGGCCCCGAGACGCACAAGGGCCACAGACAUCGCCAUGGCAACCACCACCCCCAUGCGCAAUAUCGACUUUCGUUCCCUGGUAUGCACUUUGGCCGCUCGAACAAAGAACCGCUUCAAGCUUCACCAGCAAUGCUCGACUGGAAGCUCGAGUCUCCCCCACUGAUUAUGUACGGCGAACCCCAGAGGAGUAGUGGUGCUUUGCUCUCGGGCCAGUUAUUUUUGAGUGUCAAGGAAGACUCAUUGGAGGUUGAGUCGUUGAAAGCAUCGCUUCACGUCCGCGUUACCCAGAAACGCCCAUUUGCCACCCACUGUGGCGAUUGCGCGGUCCAGCGGACAGAGCUAAAGCGGUGGGAGUUGCUCCAGCAACCGCUCGUUAUGGUGAAAGGCGAGCAUUUUUUCCCCUUUUCGGUCUUGCUGGACGGGCAUCUCCCUGCUACUAUGGACAAUCAGCUGGUCUCGAUCUCCUACGAGUUCAAGGCGGAGGCGAUCCCAACGCACAGCUCAGCCUUGAUGGCCCCCAUCAAGCUCGAAAGGACGCUAGAUGUCCGCCGGAGCCUUCCGACCUCCGAGACGCCGCACCACUCCGUCCGAGUCUUCCCCCCCACCAAUAUCAAGGCCAGCGCCCAUUACCCGCAUGCUAUUCACCCGAUUGGCACUUAUACGCUUGCCCUCCGCCUCGAUGGAAUCGCCAAACUAAACGCCAAAGUCAACACAGUCGAGUACUGGAAGCUGAAGAAGCUGACCUGGAAGCUCGAAGAAACGACAAAGACGAUCGCCCCAGCGUGUGCUCGACAUACCCCGAAACUUGGAGAAGCGGUAGCAACCGCGGAGGACCAGUCCAGCCGCAAGGGUGUGAUCCGCUCCGAGAGUCGCAUCAUCGGCGAGAAGACCCUCUUCAGCGGAUGGAAGAGCAAUUACACCAGUUCCACCGACAGCAACGUGGAAGUCGAGCUCGACUACAACCUAGCCAAGAACGCCAAGUAUGCCUGCGACAGCAAGAGCCGCGAUGGUACCGAGGUCAGCCACCAGCUUGUCGUCGAAAUGGUUGUUUCUCAAGAGUGGGCGCCUGUCGACAAGCCCUCACUAGUCACUCACACGGGCGUCGGCCGCAUCCUACGUAUGCAUUUUGCCACUGUUCUCACCGAGCGUGGUGGGAUUGGAAUUAGCUGGGAUAAUGAAGCGCCGCCGAUUUACCAGGAUGUGCCGCCCAGCCCACCUGCAUAUUGUCAGUGCCAGGAGACAGCCUUCAUGCUUCCCUCAGCAACUGGGUCGAUCACAGACCUGGCCGAUGAGCCGACGCUUUCGGAUGGGCCAGUGAGCUACUCCCGUGCUGGAGAGAGCCCGAGUGGGUGUUAG